AUGUUCUCAUCGUCGAAUUCCUUCGUCGGUGGUGGUGGUCCUGGCCGUCCAGGCCAGGCACCAUUCAUGCCGCAACAGCAGCAGCCCUCAUACUCGCAAUUCCCUCAGGGUCAACAGCAGCCCCCAAUGCAGCAGCCACAGCCCACGGGAUUUGCGCCCCAGCCUACUGGCUUCGCCGGACAGCCUUCGCCGUUCGGUAACGCGCAGCUCCAACCCCAGGGCACCGGAUUCCCCGCGGGACAGCUCCAGCCGCAGUUCACCGGUUUCCCUGGUCAACAACCACAGCAUCAGCAGGCCCAGAUGCAACAGCAACAGCAACCGAGCUUCCAGCAGCCUCAAUAUACCGGAUACCCUCCCCAGAACCAGUCGCAGCCGCAAGCCCCACAACUGCAGGUGUCGCAACCCACUGGCCUCCCUUCUCGAUUCAAGACCUCGUCUGAGAUUGCGAACUCCUUCCAGACUGAUGGUGCCUCGGGGCCUCCUCCGCAGGUGCCUCCUAAGACCGGCUCUAAGAUCCCGAGUAUCCGACUCUCGUUCAUUACUGCUCAGGACCAGGCCAAGUUCGAGCAGCUUUUCAAGUCCGCGGUCGGCGAUAGCAAGACAAUGGAAGGCGACAAAGCACGGGACAUUCUAAUGCGCUCGAAACUCCCCGGAAGCGAUCUUUCUAAGAUUUGGGUGCUGUCAGAUUCCACCAAAUCGGGACAGCUGUUCUUCCCUGAAUUCGCGUUGGCCAUGUACCUUUGUAAUCUGCGCAUGACCGGACGUGAGAUGCCCGCCGCUUUGCCGGAGAAAAUUAAGAAUGAGGUUUCUAGCAUGGUCGAUAUUAUUUCCUUUGAUGUCCCCGACACUCAGCCCGCGCCAGCCCCGCGCACAAAUGUGCCCAGUUUUGAUCAGCCGCUCUUGGAGAACAAGUCCGCCCCUCCGGUAGUCCAACAGCCUCAGCCUCAGCAGGCUAGCAACCAGCAGCUCCUGUCGCAACUGACUGCUCAGCCCACCGGAUUCUUCCCUCAGCAGACCGGCAUGCCGCAACAGCCCCAGCAGACCGGUUUCUCCGGACAGAACCAGCCGCAAUUCCUUCAGGCUCAGCAAACCGGAUUCUUGACCAACCCGCAGGCUACGGGGUACAGCGGUCCUCGACCACCGAUGCCACCUAUGCCAACUGGCUUUGGCUCGAACCUCAGCCCUGCGCAGAAUGGUGGAUUGGUAGCGCAGCCUACGGGCUUGACUGCUCAACCUACCGGCAUUCCCGGCCAGUGGGGCUUCAUCAAUACACCCGCGCAGGGAUUGCCAAACAUUGAAGCCAUGAAACAGCAGCUCAUGCCUCAGCCUGGUCGCGAGGGUGGUUUCACCACUGCCAACCUGUCUGGUAAUGCCACCGUUGCUUGGGCUAUCACAAAGGAGGAGAAGAAGAUUUAUGAUGAUCUCUUCCGUGCGUGGGACGGACUUCGCAAGGGCUUCGUUGGUGGUGAGACGGCCAUUGAGAUCAUGGGUCAGAGUGGGUUGAACCGCAAGGAUCUGGAGCGGAUCUGGACCCUGGCAGACCCGCACAACCGUGGUCGUCUCGACAUGGACGAGUUCGCCGUAGCUAUGCACUUGAUCUACCGUGCCUUGAACGGGUACCCUGUUCCUAGCCGGCUCCCUCCUGAGCUCAUCCCUCCCUCCACAAGGCACUUGAACGACUCCAUCGGUACUGUCAAAUCCCUUUUGUCCCAAGACGCCGAGACUCGCAAGGCUACUGGUGCCUUCUUACAGCCCCAGAAGACCGGUGUCAGCUACCUCAAGGAUCACUCCUUCCGGGGCGGCGGUGGCGCCUCUCCUGGCUUCGGCCGUAAGGAUGCGACAGUGUUUAAGAACAAUGAUAACGCUGGUGGCUAUCGUUCUAGUGCGCGUCGUCGUGUUGGCCAAGAUGGUCGCACUCCUUCUCCUGCUCCCUCCUCCCAAACAUCCGAGGGCGAGGAGCUGACUGUGGAACAAUUGCAGAAGAAGAUCCGGGAGACCAAGAUUAUGCUCGAUGCUGUUGACUUCCAGGAUGAGAACCGUGCAGAGGACGAUGAUGCCCUCGAUCGCCAGGACCGCCGUGAGGCAGAGAGCCUCAUGGACCGGAUCCGCCGCGUUCAGGAUGACAUUGACACUCACCCCAACUCUGGAUUCCGAGGGCUGGAUAAUGGAGCGGAACGUCGAUCUCUUCGUCGCCAGCUGCAGUCUUAUGAAGAUCAGGUUCCCCAGGUUGCGUCUGAUGUUCGACGUGUCGAGCGGGAUAUUGCCGACGCGAAGCUUGAACUUUUCCGUCUCAAGGACGCCAAGGCGAACCCUGGCAGUGCUGCCAACAUUGUCGGCACCGGCCCUGGUGGUGCGAUCACCGAGGCAGACCGCAUUAAGGCUCGUGCUCGUGCGCGUAUGGAGGCUCGUGCUGCUGAACUUGCCGGCCGCCCUCCCCCUGCAAGCGCGGGUGAUGAUGGCCAGGCUGCUCGCCGGCUGGAGGCCGAGAGUAGCAACGUGAAGGCCGAAAGGGAGCGCAACGAAUCCAUGACUCGUGAUGUCGAGGAUAGUGUUCGUGACUUCGCCAAGAGUCUGGAAGACAGCCUCCGUGAUCAAGGCGAGAACUCUACCCGCGAGCAUGAGAAGCGUCGGUGGGAGGAUGCCCUGGGCGUUGAAGACAUCAUCCGUGACUUCAUUUAUGAUCUCAGCCGCAACAAUCGGACCGCGCACAUUCGCAAGGAAGAGUAUGAUUCACCUUUUCAUUCACAUUUUCGAACUGGACUAAUGAAAGAUAGGCGUGAACGGUCUGCCGUGGACCAGCGUUCUCAGUAUAGCUCUCCCGCCGCCGAGUCUCCUGCGGCCCGUCCAGCUAUGCCCUCUUCCACUGGUUCUUCGGGCUCUAUGCCUGGGAACACGCACGAGGACCGCGUGGCCGCUGCAAGAGAGCGUGCUCAGAAGCGUAUUGCUGAACGGAUGGCAGCUGCUGGUCUGAAGCCCAGUGAUUCUUCCGAGUCCUUGUCGCAGCGCCAAGAGCGGGAGAGGCGAGAGCGGGAGGAGCGCGUCAAGCGCGCUGAGGAGGAAGAUGCUAAGCGCGAGGCGGAGCGACAGCGCCGUCUGGCCGAAGAGCGUGGUGGCCCUGCUCCCGCCCCCGCCGCCCCCAAAGCUGCUGGCAAGAAGCCGCCUCCUGCGCCUCCGACUCGCAGGGCCCGGACCGAUAGUGCUGACCAGGCCGAUGCGAAGAAGGCGGACGAGGCUGCCAGGGAGCAAGCUGUCCGCGAGCAGGCUAUCAAGGAAGAGCAGGAGGUACAGGAGGCUGAGACCAAGCGUCUUGAGGAUGAGGCCAAGCAACGUGAAGAGGAGUAUCAGAAGCAGAAGGAGGCUCAAGAUGCCAAACUUCGUGCCCUCGAGGAACAGGUCCGACAAGGGAAGGUUAAGAAGCAGGAGGAAAAGCGCCGCCGAGAGGAAGCUUCUCGCCAGGCCAAGGAGCAGGAAGCCAGACUGGAGGCCCAGCGUGCUGAACUCGAGGCCGCCAAAGAGCGUGAACGUCAGCUGCAGCGCGAGCUGGAAGGUAUGGAUGAAGAGUCUUCGGAUGACGAGGGCCCCGUCAGCAUCACUCCUCAGGAUAGCACUCCUACUCAGAGCCAGGUUCUAUCUGCUCCCCCUGUUCCUACUAUUGCUGUUCCCAAGCCUCCUGUGCCCGUUUCCGCCCCGGAGCCCUCGCAGGUUGCCAGCCCCGAGUCCUUCCCAGCGACUACACCUGACGCUGAGUCAAAAAACCCCUACUUCAAGUCUCUGGGCCAGCAGGCUUCGGAGUCCUCGCAGGCGACCUCGCCGUUAGCUGCGCCGUCCACCAACCCCUUCCACCGCCUCGCUCAGCAGGAAAAGCAAGAGCCCGUCAAGCCCACCUUCACCGGAGCCGGCCCCUUGGAGCGCAAGACCCGUGCCCGGCCUGAAGAUGAUGAUGACUGGUCUGUCGCUGGUUCUGAAUUUGACUCAUCCGAUGACGAAGAUGACCAUCCCGGCGGUGGCAGCGCCAAGCAGCUUGCCAGCAUCUUGUUCGGCACCAUGGCUCCUCCACGGCCCCUGAGCGCCAUGGACGAGGACAAGUCCGCCACCCCGGUGCAAGACAGCCCCGUCGCUCCUCCUCCGCCCCCUCCACCUGUGGCUGUUUCUCCUCCCGCUGCCGAAGAAACCUUUUCUCCCGCCCCUCCCGCUGGAAUCCCUCCCCCCCCCACCACCACCUCCUCCUCCUCCAGGAGCUCCAGCUGCCGCCGCGCCUCCUCCUCCCCCUCCUCCUGCAGGCGGAGCCCCUAUGGCACCACCUCCACCUCCUCCCCUCGGAGCGCCCGCUGCUCCUCCUCCGCCCCCUCCCGCAGCUGCGGGCGGCGCUGGAGGUGA
Penicillium canariense is the source of this 4377-nucleotide messenger RNA. RefSeq names its product actin cytoskeleton-regulatory complex protein PAN1 (gene pan1). The transcript is spliced from 3 exons. Lineage: Eukaryota; Fungi; Ascomycota; Eurotiomycetes; Eurotiales; Aspergillaceae. Gene Ontology annotation, biological process: endosomal transport; endocytosis. The coding region runs from base 1 to 4377 and encodes 1458 amino acids. Gene Ontology annotation, cellular component: plasma membrane; cytoplasm. The record is from RefSeq and is a predicted model, not a curated record. Gene Ontology annotation, molecular function: calcium ion binding; protein binding.